Messenger RNA from Closterium sp. NIES-65, 945 nucleotides. Lineage: Eukaryota; Viridiplantae; Streptophyta; Zygnematophyceae; Desmidiales; Closteriaceae. The record is from the annotation of a GenBank genome assembly.
AUGGACGUGGACGCGGACGUGGACGCGGACGCGGACGUGGACGCGGACAUGGAAAUGGAUGUGGACGUGGACAUGGACAUGGACGUGGACGUGGACGUGGACGUGGACGUGGACGUGGACACGGACGUAGACGUGGACGUGGACGCGAACGUGGACGUGGACGUGGACAUAGACAUGGACGCGGACAUGGACAUGGACGCGGACAUGGACGUGGACAUGGACGUGGACGCGGAUGUGGACAUGGACGUGGACGCGGACGUGGAUAUGGACGUGGACGCGGACGUGGACAUGGACGUGGACGCGGACGUGGACAUGGACGUGGACGCGGACGUGGACAUGGACGUGGACGUGGACGUGGACAUGGACGUGGACGUGGACGUGGACAUGGACAUGGAUAUGGACAUGGACAUGGACGUGGACGUGGACGUGGACAUGGACGUGGACGUGGACAUGGACAUGGACAUGGACAUGGACGUGGACGUGGACGUGGACGUGGACGUGGACGUGGACAUGGACGUGGACGUGGACGUGGACGUGGACGUGGACAUGGACGUGGAGGACUUGGACGUGGACAUGGACGUGGUCGUGGACAUGGACGUGGACAUGGACAUGGACAUGGAUAUGGACGAGGACGUGGACGUGGACGUGGACGUGGACAUGGACGCGGACGUGGACGCGGACGUGGACGUGGACGUGGACGUGGACAUGGACGUGGACGUGGACGUGGACGACUUGGACGUGGACGUGGACAUGGAGGUGGACGUGGAGGUGGACGUGGACGUGGACGUGGACGUGGACGUGGACAUGGAGGUGGACGUGGAGGUGGAGGUGGAGGUGGACGUGGACGUGGAGGUGGAGGUGGACGUGGACGUGGACGUGGACCUGGACGUGGAAAGCGGGAGAAUGGGGCGGGGUGAUGGAAGGAGGGAGAAUGGGGCGGGGUGA